AUGUGUUUUCCAGAUACGGAAAAAUGCUGGAAGUGCCCAGACAACCAGUGGCCAAAUAAAUGGAAAGAUAAAUGCCUACCAAGAAUGAUUUCCUACCUGACCUAUGAGGAGAUACUAGGAGUUUCUCUGUCAUCUGUUGCUGCGUUUUUUUCCUUGGUUUCUUUUUUCACUUUAACAACUUUCAUCCAUUAUCAAAAUACAUCUGUUGUAAAAUCCAACAACCGGAACCUUAGCUUCCUUAUUCUUGUGUCCCUUACUGUCACAUUCCUCAGUUGCUUGGUCUUUAUAGGUCUCCCAGGAAGAUUCACCUGCAUUGUAAGACAGCCACUUUUUGGCAUAACCUUUACUGUUUGUGUGUCCUCUAUUCAAGCCAAAACCAUAAUUGUAUUUUUGGCUUUUCAUGCCACCAAACCUGGAAGUCCACUAAGAAGAUACCUUGGAAAGAAGCUACCAAGCUCUAUAGUGGCUAUAUGUUCUUCUAUCCAGUCUCUUAUCUGUAUGACAUGGAUUGGGAUUUCUCCACCAUACCCAUUCAAGGACUUUUAUUCAGAACCUGGACAAAUAAUUAUUGAAUGCCAAGAAGGUUUAGGGUUAUAUUUUAUGUUGGGAUUCAUUGGGCUUCUUGCAAAAGGAAGCUUUAUAAUUGCCUUCCUUGCUAGGAAUUUACCAGAUUUGUACAAUGAAGCAAGACUUAUCACCUUUAGCAUGUUAAUCUUCUUCAGCAUAUGGAUCUCCUUUAUCCCAACUUACAUGAGCACCAAAGGAAAGUAUAUGGCAGCUGUAGAGAUUUUUGCCAUUCUAUUUUCUGGUGGUGGGAUUCUGCUAUGUAUGUUCUUUCCAAAGUGUUACAUAUUGCUUUGUAAACCAGAGAGGAAGAGGAAAACUUGCAUUACACACAGUCACCCAGUGAAAACUAUUCAAUAUAACCUACAAAAAUAA
This is a messenger RNA of Bombina bombina (fire-bellied toad), 939 nucleotides long. Its product is annotated as vomeronasal type-2 receptor 26-like. The record is from RefSeq and is a predicted model, not a curated record. NCBI's taxonomy places the organism in Eukaryota, Metazoa, Chordata, Amphibia, Anura, Bombinatoridae. Gene Ontology annotation, cellular component: membrane. The transcript has a single exon. Gene Ontology annotation, biological process: G protein-coupled receptor signaling pathway. The coding region runs from base 1 to 939 and encodes 312 amino acids. Gene Ontology annotation, molecular function: G protein-coupled receptor activity.